AUGUCGUGUUGCACCCAGAUGAGCAAAAAUGUAUUUUAUUUACUGCAUCGCAUAGCGUUGGACAAAUCAGAGGGUAAAAGGAGGCUGGGUAAAGCAGAGACUAUCGUUCUGUCUCUUAAAAACAGGGAAUCAAUUCAAGUGAGAAAUCUGAAACUUGGCAAGGCCUUGCAUUCUUGCCUUAUCAAAACCGCACUUCUUCUCGAUUCUUUCCUCGCCAAUCGUCUCAUAGACAUGUACACUAAGUGCAGCUGUGUGGAGAGUGCCCAAAAGGCCUUCGACGAUCUCUCCCACAAGACCACACGUUCGUGGAAUAUGAUGCUCUCUUUCUACUGUAAAAUGGGUCUGUUUAACAAGGCUCACUCACUGUUUGAUAAAAUGCAUGAACCAAACCUUAUUAGUUAUAAUUCAUUGAUCGCUGGUCUGACACAUCACGCGUUUCACAAAGAAUCAAUUAAGAUUUUCUGGAAGAUGCAGAAGGAUUAUGAUUGUUUACUAUUAGACGAGUUUACCCUCGUUAGUAUAUUUGGCAGUUGUGCCUCUUUAGCUUCCCUUCAUUGGUUGCGUCAAGUCCAUGGGGUGGCAGUUAUAAUUGGUCUGGAGGUGAACGUAAUCCUUAACAAUGCUUUAAUCGAUGCUUAUGGAAAAUGUGGCUUACCCAACAUCUCUAGUUCCAUAUUUUGUCGAAUGCCAGAGAAAGAUAUUGUGUCUUGGACUUCGAUGAUUGACUCUUACACUCGAGCUUCUAGAUUGGAAGAGGCGUGUAGGACAUUUAACGAAAUGCCGGUGAAAAAUACCGUGUCUUGGACUGCUUUGAUCAAGGGUUUUGCACGAAAUGGGCGUUUUGAGGAAGCUUUGGAUCUUUUUGUGCAAAUGAUGGAGCAAGGGAUAUGGCCUAGUGCUCCAACUAAUGUCAGUGUCUUGGGUGCUUGUGCAGACAUGGCACUUGUUGAAAGAGGUAAACAGAUUCAUGGUCACAUUGUCAGAAACAGCAAUAAUGGCUACUUGUCUAAUUUGUAUAUAUCCAAUGCUUUAAUUGACAUGUACAGCAAGUGCGGGGACAUGAAAUCAGCUGAAAAUUUGUUCAGGAUGACUCCUAUGAGGGACACAAUCUCUUGGAACACAUUAAUAACUGGGUUUGCACAGAAUGGCCGUGGUGAGGAAUCACUGGCCCUCUUUAAAAGGAUGAUAAAAGCCAAUGCAAAGCCUAAUUAUGUGACAUUUCUUGGUUUGCUAUCUGCUUGUAACCAUGCAGGUUUAGAUAAUGAAGGACUAGAGUUGCUAGACAUGAUGGAAAAGCAGUACGGCGUGAAGCCUAGACUUGAUCACUAUGCUAUAUUGAUUGAUUUACUUGGGAGGAAAAAUAAGCUCAAGGAAGCAUUGGAUUUAAUCGAGAGAACACCUGAUGGUAUGGAUCACAUUGCCAUGUGGGGAGCACUAUUGGGUGCUUGUCGAGUCCAUGAGAAUUUAGACCUCGCAAGGAGGGCUGCAGAUGCUCUGUUCAAGUUGGAACCUGAAAACACGGCUAGAUAUGUUAUGUUGUCAAACAUAUAUGCAGCAUCAGGAAGAUGGAAUGAUGCCAACAGAAUUAAAAGCAUCAUGGAAGAGAGAGGCUUAAAGAAAGAAGCAGGUUGUAGUUGGAUUGAAGUAAGAAAUACAAGAUAUGAGUUUACAGCCAAGGAUAAGUGCCAUGGCCAAAUUGCGGAGAUAUAUGAAAUAAUCAGCAAACUAGUCCAUAAUAUGAAAGAUGCUGGAUACCAAUAUCAUAUCAGCACUCCUUUUCCUCCAGUUGAGGAUGACAAUUUUUACUUUUAUUAGAUCAUAAUUCUCAGUUUGAUUGUUAGUACUACUUUGAUGUGAAUAAUGUGCAGGCUGAGAAUUGCCCUUUUGAGGAUCCUUCCGCAAGUUGCGUCUCUCUAGAGGCCCUUUCAAUGUUGCUUCAUAUUGCUGUUGUCUCUUAUUCCCUCCCAUGAAAAAUGAAAGGUAUUUUUUA
This is a messenger RNA of Prosopis cineraria, 1990 nucleotides long. RefSeq names its product pentatricopeptide repeat-containing protein At2g20540-like. The transcript is spliced from 3 exons. Gene Ontology annotation, molecular function: RNA binding; protein binding. Gene Ontology annotation, biological process: RNA modification. NCBI's taxonomy places the organism in Eukaryota, Viridiplantae, Streptophyta, Magnoliopsida, Fabales, Fabaceae. The record is from RefSeq and is a predicted model, not a curated record. Bases 1 to 1815 code for a protein of 604 amino acids.